Messenger RNA from Podarcis lilfordi (Lilford's wall lizard), 6432 nucleotides. Lineage: Eukaryota; Metazoa; Chordata; Lepidosauria; Squamata; Lacertidae. The record is from the annotation of a GenBank genome assembly.
AUGGUGGUGCGGCCUGCGCAAGUUCUCCUGCCCAUCGCUCUGGUGAUUGCAGGCACCGUGGUGGCAGGUAAGGCUAUCAGGAAAGGACAGGCAGAGAUGGCUCUGGGGUUGUUUUUCGGAAUGGGGGUGCUGGGCAAAGCAUCCUCUGUUGUGCCCCACUCCUCAGUCGCUAGUCCUUGGUGAGUUUGCCUCAUAUUAUUAUUAAUGAUAAUAAAAAAAUAAGAAUACAGUGGUACCUCAGGUUAAGUACUUAAUUCGUUCCUGAGGUCCGUACUUAACCUGAAACUGUUCUUAACCUGAAGCACCACUUUACCUAAUGGGGCCUCCUGCUGCUGCCAUGCCGCCGGAGCCCGAUUUCUGUUCUCAUCCUGAAGCAAAGUUCUUAACCUGAAGCACUAUUUCUGAGUCAGCGGAGUCUGUAAACUGAAGCGUCUGUAACCUGAGGUACCACUGUAAUAGUGAAAUAAGAAGUUUGGUGAUGACGAGAUACCAUAUUGCAUACUGUACUUUAAAAUGAGAGUUAAAUCUCUUCUUUUUCCUUGUGGGUUAAUGGCUGUGGGUUGUAUCCAGCUAAGUCCGACUUGGAGUCGAGAACUGAAAUUCAUGCACCUGACAGCCAUGCCCACCAGUUUUAAUGGGUUGUAUUCAAUUAUGUCUGACUCAUAGGAGACUCAGUUAGUCAUAACUUCAGUGGGUCAACUCUGAGUAGGACUAGUAUUGCAUGCCACCCAGUGGGCCUUCUAUGAAUAGGGACAACAGUAGAUACAACCCAAUAUGUUAAUCUUCUUCUUUCUGCAUGAUUUUUUUUACAAUCACUAUAACAAAAAAAAGAAAAUAGAUGUUUUCUGCUAAGGUUCUGGAGACUCCAUGGAAACAGUUGAGAACAGUGGUGAAGACGAUGGCAGAUCUACGGAGAGGCCAGGUCUGUGUGUAUCAUUUUGCUGUGAGUCAAUAAGUUGUUAGGGCCAGAACUGAGGGUUAGCGUGGUCCAUGCAUCUGCCCAGGGUCCAUAUACAAUGGUACCUUGGUUCUCGAACAUAAUCCAUUCCGGAAGUCCGUUCAACUUCUGAAACGUUCAAAAACCAAGGCACGGCUUCCAAUUGGCACAGGUACCCUGGAAACCAUAGCCAGUGGCAUAGCGUGGGGGGUGCAGGGGGGGCCGGCCGCACCGGGCGCAACAUCUGGGGGGGGGCGCGCUCGCACUCGCAGCUCUCUGCCCCUACCUGGCUCACUCACUCUCUCUCACUGCAGUGCUGGCUGUGCGAAUCCGAUCCGAGCCGCUGGGUCGCCGCCCACUGUGGAGGGGGUGGGUGCCAGGCGUGCGGUGCGGAGAGAGAGUGAGGGACUAUCUGGGGGAGGGACAGUGCAGCGGCCGCCCAGCGCAGCGCUGAGCGUGGGAGAGAACCACACCAGACCAGACCAGGCAGCAGCAAGAAGAAGCUGGCAGCGGUGGCAGGUUAGGGGUUAGGGGGCGCAAAUUACUUGCCUUGCCCCAGGUUAGGGGGCGCAAAUUACUUGCCUUGCCCCGGGUGCUGACAACCCACGCUACGCUGCUGACCAUAGCCGACAACUGCAUCAGACGUUUAGCUUCUGAAAAGCGUUCAAAAACUGGAACACUUACUUCCGGAUUUUUGGUGUUUGGGAGCCGAAAUAUUCGAGAACCAAGGUUCCACUGUACUCUGGAUGAAUAAGCUCAUCUGAUCAUUGCCUCACUUUCUUAGUUCCCAUGGAGGGGGACUCACCACCAGAAAGACAUCAGCUGUCAAAAGUCUUUUGUCGUCUGCCUGCCUGCCUGCCUGUCAUCUAUCUUUCUAUCCAUCUAUAUCUAUCAUCUAUCUAUCUAUCUAUCUAUCUAUCUAUCUAUCUAUCUAUCAUCUAUCAUCUAUCAUCUAUCUAUCAUCUAUCUAUCUAUCUAUCAUCUAUCUAUCUAUCUAUCUAUCUAUCUAUCUAUCUAUCUAUCUAUCAUCUAUCAUCUAUCUAUCUAUCAUCUGUCUAUCUAUCUAUCUAUCUAUCUAUCAUCUAUCUAUCUAUCAUCUAUCUAUCAUCUAUCUAUCUAUCUAUCAUCUAUCUAUCUAUCUAUCAUCUAUCUCUAUAUCUAUCUCUAUAUCUAUCUAUCUAUCUAUCAUCUAUCUAUCUAUCUAUCUAUCUAUCAUCUAUCUCUAUAUCUAUCUCUAUAUCUAUCUAUCUAUCUAUCUAUCUAUCUAUCUAUCUAUCUAUCAUCUAUAUAUAUCUAUCUAUCAUCUAUCUAUCUAUCAUCUAUCUAUAUCAUCUAUCUAUCUAUCUAUCAUCUAUCUAUCGUCUAUCUAUCUCUAUCUCUUUCCCACCCUUUUAAAAGAUCCCUCAAGGAAGAAAUUUGCAUAAAUUCACCCCCUGAAAUGAGUGGUGCUGAGUUAACCCACGGGUCAAUCUAGCCCAGUGCUGUCUGCACUGACUGGCAGAAGCUCUCCAGGGCUUUCAGACAGCGGAAAUUCCCAUCCCUACCUGGAGAUGCUGGGGACUGAACCUGGGACUUUCUGCAUGCAAAGCAGAUGUUCUGCCCUUGCCCUGUCCUCUCAUAGAAAACUGCUUCCUUCUUUUCCAGGACUCGUUUGUCCUUGCACUCAGGGAUGCUGUGCCAAUGCCUGGUUUCAAUACAAAGAUGCUUGUUACCUACCAGUCACAGGCGACACUCACGACUGGAGUACAGUUAAGGUACAUUGUGUGUGUGUGUGUGUGUGUGUGUGUGUGUGUGUGUAAGAAUCUUCAAAAACCAGUGGAUAGAUUAGGAGAUCCAAACAUAUGUGAUCCUAACUUUUUGUGGAUGGGAUAUUUUAAUCCUGCCUUUUAAAAAUGUGGACAUGUUUUAGAUUUUUCUUUGCUUUGUUUUGUGAUUAUUUUAAUGUUUGCAUUUGCAAGAAAACUAAUAAGUUGUUGUUGAUGAUAAUAAUAAUAAUAAUAAUAAUAAUAAUAAUAAUAAUAAUAGAUUAACAAAUCUGUCAGUUUCACUUUCUAUAAGUUUAUCAUUUUCUCAGGCACAGUCAUCCACAUUUUGGUAUCAAUUUGUGUUACUUUUUAAAAAUGAAUGAAAACUCAUGAAAAUCCUCAUGAAAAUUCAUCAGCACCGUAGUGCAAAUUUCUCCUAAUAUUUAUUUUUUUAUUUUAUUUGGUGAAUUUAUAUACUCCCCUAUACCCGGAGGUCUCAGGGCAGUUCACAGAACAAAAUCAAAAUAUAAAAACACCUUUUUUGUAUGCAAUUUUGCCUGAAAUACACAUUUUUGUUAGGUAUUUCCCCGCAUCUAAUGCAUUUUAUGUUAUUUUUCACCAACAGAUGCAUUCUUAUGCACGCUUUCUCCUAAUGUGUGGAUUUCCUCCCAUUAUUUCCAUUAAACAUUACAAACAACAAAUAUAACCACACGAAGGUAAUACAUAUGGACCUUUGUACAGAUUAUUUAGUUAGAGAAACCACACCACAAGAUUAAAAAACUGUGACUUUUUAAAGUUUUUCAUGCUCUGGAAAGAGACUGCAGUCCCACCAAUGCUACCCUUCUUAUUUCAUAUCAGGAGAACUGUGAGAGAUUCGGUACCCAUCUAGCCUCUGUUCAUAGCGAUGACGAGCAAAGCUUCAUCUUUCACGUGAUGGGGCAACGGACGCGUUACUGGAUUGGCGCAGAGGGAACUGAUGUAAGAACAAGGGAGUGGGCGGGAUCCACUGUUAGUAUUGCUCACAUCCACAGCUUAUUACACCACGGGAAGUGCUGGUGGCAGAUUUACUUGUCUCAGCAUUGAGGGAAGUGAGUUUUGACUUUGGCCAACACAUCUGGUGGUGGUGGUAGGUGAAGCAUCUUCUGGUGGGCACCCGAUUGGGAAAGAGUGAAAAAAUGCAUCAAAGGUUUUCUUCAGGUCAGUUGUCUACUUGGGGCAGAUGAGCGGGGAAAUUUCAAAAGCUCUUCAGAAAGGCAUAUAUAGAUAACUUCCUGUACAGUGGUACCUCGGGUUACAGACGCUUCAGGUUACAGUCUCUUCUAACCCAGAAAUAGUACCUUGGGUUAAGAAUUUUGCUUCAGGAUGAGAACAGAAAUCGCGCGGCAGCAGCGGGAGGCCCCGUUAGCUAAAGUGGUACCUCAGGUUAAGAACAGUUUCAGGUUAAGAACAGACCUCCAGAAUGAAUUAAGUUCUUAACCCGAGGUACCACUGUAUAUGACAUUGAUGUUCCCACCUCACUUCUCGUGACUUUAAAGAGUUCAAUAUUCCAUGUGUCUAUUCUAGAGUAAUUAUUAUUUUUUAAAAAAUAUUUAUGAAUUUCAAUUUUAUAUAUCUCAAUAAUUUUACAAUCAUUUCAAAACUCGACUUAUUUCCCCCUCUUUUGUGGUUCCUUAAAUUUGUUUUUUAUAUUUUCUGCACAGUCCAAAUUAUCUUAAUCAUUUAUUCAUCUCCUUUAAAUGUAUACUCUUAUAAAACUGUAGGUUAUUAUAAUAAUCUUGCCAAUGUUAUUAUCUGUUUACAGUUUAUUUGUAAAUAUUUGAUAGACCAUUUCCAUUAUUUUAUAAAAAGUAUCUUGAUUUCUUAUUUUUCUGGUAAGUCUCACCAUCUUUGCGUAUUCCGUAAGUUUUUGUAUCCAUUCUUCUUUUGUCGGGACUUCUUCUUCUUUCCAUUUUUGGGAAAACAACAUUCUUGCCACUGCAGUCGCAUAUUCUAGAGUAAUUCCAACUGAAUUCGAUGGGACUUACUGCCAGGAAAAGGAGUAAAGGGUUGACGCGUGAGGCUCAAUUACCUGGGAGUAAGUUCAAUUGAACGUGGGCCGGACGCAGGUGGCGCUGUGGGUUAAAUCACAGAGCCUAGGGUUUGCGGAUCAGAAGGUUGGUGAUUCGAAUCCCCACGACAGUGUGAGCUCCUGUUGCUCAGUCCCUGCUCCUGCCAACCUAGCAGUUCGAAAACACGUCAAAGUACAAGUAGAUAAAUAGGUACCACUCCGGUGGGAAGGUAAACAGCAUUUCCAUGCGCUGCUCUGGUUUGCCAGGCUUAAUCGUGCUGGCCACAUGACCCGGAAGCUGUAUGCUGGCUCCCUCGGCCAAUAAAGCGAGAUGAGCACUGCAACCCCAGAGUCGGCCACGACUGGACCUAAUGGUCAGGGGUCCCUUUACCUUUACCUUUAAGUUUGAUUGAACUGAACGGGUCUUACCUCUGUAGGUAUAGGAGUGUUUCAUGACUUUCUCAAGCAGUGGCCUCUCCUGGUUCAUAAUGCUAAUUCUUCUUUUCACUGUUUGUUCCGUAGGAUCCAGCAGCGCCCUGGAGAUGGACCGAUAACUCCACGUGGCGGUAUGAGAAAUUUGGACAGCCUUUAAGACCGAGCAACCCUCCGAUACCCAUGGCACUGGCAGUCAACAGAUCAAAAGAUAAAGGUUCGGGGCAGGGGUAGGCAUAGCCGGGUACACACCUUGAGUGCACUCAGCACAUAUCAGCCAACCAACUUCCACUGUUGCAUGGAAAUAAUGGAAAUUGAUGGUGGAGAGAUAGAUUGACCUUUGAAGCAGAACAGAGGUGAGGUUUGCCUCUGUACGAUUCUUGUGCUAUGUAUUUAUUGCAGUUCUUUAUACUGCCCCUCAGCACAAGAGUUGCACGGUGAUGUACCACAAAAUAAAAUGCAACACAGUGCACUGCCGAAAUGGACCUAGAAAGCCGCCUUAAACUGAGUUUAAGUUUAAGUACGUUUCCGAGCACAAUUCAAAGUGUUGGUGUUGACCUUUAAAGCCCUAAAUGGCCUCGGCCCAGUAUACCUGAAGGAGCGUCUCCACCCCCAUUGUUCUGCCCGGACACUGAGAUCCAGCGCCGAGGGCCUUCUGGCGGUUCCCUCCCUGCAAGAAGUGAGGUUGAAGGGAACCAGGCAGAGGGCCUUCUUGGUAGUGGCGCCCGCCCUGUGGAACGCCCUCCCAUCAGAUGUCAAGGAAGUAAACAACUAUCUGACUUUUAGAAGACAUCUGAAGGCAGCCCUGUUUAGGGAAGUUUUUAAUGUUUGAAGUUUUGUUCUGUUUUUAGUGUUCUGUUGGAAGUCACCCAGAGUGGCUGGGGAAACCCAGCCAGAUGGACGGAGUAUAAAUAAUAAAAUUAUUAGUAUUAUGAGUGGGGCUCAGCACUGUCUGCACUGACUGGUAGUGACUCUCUAGGGCUCCAGGCAGGAGUGUUUCCCAGCCCUAUCUGGAGAUGCUGAGGAUUGUGCCCGGGGCCUUGUGCAUGCAGAGAAGAUGCUCAGCCACUGAGAUACUGGAAAUCAGGGUUGGAUAACCUCUGGCCCACAGGUCAAACUUGACCCCUCCCCACACCUGAUGUCAUAUAUGCUGCUACUCAGAUUUCUUGGUCCCCCUUUUCAGCUGCCUCAUCUUUCUUUUAGGUAUCUACUGGAUCAAUGAACCUAAGAGUAAUCAACACAUGUACGUCUGCAAAUACCUUCUGUAUUGA